AGAAAUUAUUGUCAGUGUAGAAGAAAAAAUGGCAAAUUUUGGCAAAAGUAUUAGAAGUGAACACGAUACUUUCAGCUUCAUUAACAUGACGGUGGCUUUCGAUCCGCUUGUAGAAGAUUUGAAACAAGGUCUGGAAAAGUUUGGAAAUAUCAAUAUAGAAAGGACAAAGAAGGACCAUCUUCUCCCUGGAUUUGUACCAAAAUCACAGACACAAGAAAAAGAGAAUGGUAAGCGUCAUAGAAGUAAACAUGUUGUCAAGUUGGGUGAGCAUAGCGCGAGUGGGCAAGAGGAAUCAUUCUUUUGUAACGUCACAAGUACAGUGGUACUUUCAGACGGACGAAUUAUUCUAGCAGACGACAGCAAUAGUAAGCUUAAAAUGAUGAGCAGUCGUUUUGAUGUAACCUUUGAACUAGCACUGGAUUCCAAUCCAUUAAAUCUAGCAGCUGUUUCUGAGACGGAAAUUGCUGUAACAUUACCAGGGAAACGUGAAGUUUAUUUUAUAGAUGUUGGAAUUGAUAAGUUCGCAAUGAAACGAAAAAUAAACACAAGGCUGGAUUGUUGGGGCAUUGAUAUUCUAGAAAACCUCGUAGUUGUGACCACUGGUAGAGAUGGACAUUCUGUCAUUGUUCUAGACAUGAAAGGUAAAGAGUUAAACUCGUAUCUGCUAACUAAGCAUGCAGACGAGAAUAUAAGAUGUCCCGUUUCUGUUGUUGCCGAUCAGCAGAAAAGACUUUUGUAUGUUACAUGCACUGGCGGGGCAUGGAGUAAAGGUUGUGUCGUCUGCAUGGACAUGGAUGGAAAACUUCAAAAUGUUUACAAUGACCCGGAUAUUGACACACCGCGUAGUGCUGCUAUUGACAGACAUGGAAAACUCUACAUUUGUGGUCUAGAAUCUUCUACAGUGUACCAGUGUAAUGAAAAGGGGGAAAUGUUCAGAAUCUUUCCCGCCAAAACUGAACAAGUAGUAGGACCACUGCACUUGAAUUUUAUAAAGAACUAUCAUAUAAGAUUUUUGCUGACAGAGGUUGCAAGUGACUCUAUAAAAGUAUUUGAACUUCCGACGGCAAAGUGAUAUCCCGACUUUGAUAUACAUACGUUAUGCGAAAUGCAGUAUGAAUUUUGAAAGGAUAAUAUUAUAACAGACAUGUAAAAGAUUAUUACAGGAGUCCAUUCAAUAUAAAUUUGCAUUUAAAAUACAUAAAGACGAUCAUUUUGAAGCAUAGAAGCGAUCCAAGAAAACUAUAGGAGACUUAGUUUGAUGGAGUAUGUUCGUCAUAGUUAAUGAUGCAUGCAACUGGCUCUAAAUGCAGAACUUUAUCAUUCAAAUUAUUAAAUUAAUCAAUUCGGAAUUCGCGAAAGCUCCGUUACCACUUACAGAUAAACACACAUCGGGUCUGCAUGUCUAUACUUUGCUUAGUUACAUAAAUAUCUUGUUUAGGUUUUACAUUUAUUUGUGUAAAUGCUGACUAAAGUUUUGUUACUCGUGUAUUGGUACGUUUCUAAUAUACAAUUGUAUUAAAUUUUGUUUUAAUCGAAACUGAUUUAUAAAUGCUAACUAAA
Mercenaria mercenaria is the source of this 1560-nucleotide messenger RNA. RefSeq lists its product as uncharacterized. Bases 29 to 1072 code for a protein of 347 amino acids. Lineage: Eukaryota; Metazoa; Mollusca; Bivalvia; Venerida; Veneridae. The record is from RefSeq and is a predicted model, not a curated record. The transcript has 2 exons.